UUUCUUACUAAGAGCAACAAUGGCGUUCCCGUCUGUUCCACAACCAACGUACACUAACAGAAAGUAACUUUUCUCUAUCUUUAUCGCGCACGCAUCCAACUUUUCCAGACUCGCCGGAUUCAGAUUUGUCGCGGGCGGUGGUUGUAGCGGAAGCGCGCAGCUACCGGUCCGCUGGCUGAAAUCCGCAACCCCGUCGUUCAUUCCCAUUCAGAUGGCCACUCCCAAUUCCGCGUAUGACGACUGUCCGCCGAUCAACGCCACGGCGGUGGCCGUCGACAAGGACAACAAGAACAGCAACUUGGCCGUGCGAUGGGCCAUUGAUCAUCUUUCGAUCUCGCAACCUUACCUCAUUUUAAUCCAUGUCAGGAAAAGUCAUCACCACGAUGGUGAUGGAGGCGAUCAUGAUCCUUACACUGUGUUCAUUCCUUUCCGUGGAUACUGUGCUCGUAAGGGGGUUCAAAUGAAAGAGGUCAUCCUUGAUGAACAUGAUGUGGCUAGAGCACUUUUGGAUUACAUCAACAACAACUACAUUAACAAUAUUGUAGUUGGUGCAUCAACGAGGAAUGCUCUUACAAGGAGGCUCAAAGGUAAUACGGAUGUUGCGAGCAUCUUGACAAAAUCUGCGCCAGAGUUUUGUUCGGUAUAUGUGAUACAAAAAGGGAAGAUGCUUUCAGUGCGGACGGCUAAGAGGCCUGUGGUUAAUACUGCUGCACCACCAAAACAACCGAUCGUGCAGGGACUCCCGCCUCAUAUGCCAGCUGAAUUAAGUGGAGGAGAAAAUGGAGUUAGGCCUCCAACAAGGGAAAGAACAAGCAGGAAUGGUCCAGAGAAAAUGGUUGCAAUACGCGAGAGGACGAGGAGUGCUCCAACAAAUCUGACACUGGAUCAGAUUGACAUUCAAAGCCAUGAAUCAGGAUCAAGGUCUUCAGUAAGUAGUGCUCACAAUUCAAAUGCUGAAGAAAAUGAGUUUUCAGGCCCAAUUCAUCCAUAUGGAUCACUGGAUAUGUCUUCCCAAAACUUGGAUUUCUGUAGUCCGUCCUGUUCUCCCAGGGACUCAUCCAGACAAUCUGCACGGGAGAUUGAAGCCGAAAUGAGAAGAUUGAAGCAGGAAUUGAAACAAACAAUGGACAUGUACAGCUCUGCAUGCAAAGAAGCUAUCUCAGCCAAAAAUAAGGCUAAAGAAAUUGAUCAGUGGAAGCUGGAUGAGGCUCGUAAGUUUGAGGAAGCCAGGCUUGCUGAGGAGAAUGCUCUUGCCAUUGCAGAGAUGGAGAAGGCUAAGUGCAAAGCUGCCAUUGAAGCAGCUGAGGCAGCACAGAGGAUGGCUGAGAUGGAAGCUCAGAGAAGAAUACAAGCAGAGAUGAAGGCAAAGAAAGAGGCAGAAGAGAAGAAUCGUGCAUUGACUGCUUUGGCACAUAAUGAUGUCCGAUAUAGAAAGUAUACCAUAGAAGAAAUCGAAGAAGCCACCAAAAACUUUGCAGAAUCGAUGAAAAUUGGUGAAGGUGGAUAUGGACCUGUUUACAAAGGCAAACUUGACCACACACCAGUUGCCAUCAAGGUCUUAAGGCCUGAUGCUGCUCAAGGGAGGAAGCAAUUCCAACAGGAGGUUGAGGUCCUGAGCUGCAUUAGGUAUCCUAACAUGGUCCUCCUACUUGGUGCCUGCCCUGAAUACGGAUGCCUGGUGUAUGAAUACAUGGACAAUGGAAGCUUAGAAGAUCGGCUAUUGAGAAGAGGUAACACCCCUCCGAUUCCAUGGAGGAAACGAUUCAAAAUAGCUGCUGAGAUUUCAACAGCACUACUGUUUCUUCACCAUACGAAGCCGGAACCCCUUGUGCACCGAGACCUUAAGCCCGCCAACAUCCUCUUAGACCAUAACUAUGUGAGCAAAAUUAGUGAUGUUGGCCUAGCACGCUUAGUCCCGGCAUCAGUUGCUGAUGAGGUCACACAAUAUCACAUGACUUCAGCUGCAGGCACAUUUUGUUACAUAGAUCCCGAAUACCAGCAAACAGGCAUGUUAACAACAAAGUCAGAUAUAUACUCUUUGGGUAUAGUGCUACUCCAGAUUAUCACAGCCAAGCCUGCUAUGGGUCUUUCACACCAUGUCAAGAGGUCCAUUGAGAAAGGAACAUUUUCAGAUAUGCUUGAUCCCACGGUGCUGGACUGGCCCGUUGAAGAGGCUCUCGCAUUUGCUAAUUUGGCUUUGCAGUGCACUGAGCUAAGAAAAAAGGAUAGGCCAGAUCUUGGUAAAGUUAUAGUGCCGGAACUCAACCGAUUAAGAGAUUUUGGAAAGAAUAAUGUUGAUGCACUUACUAGUCAUGGAUAUAGCAGCACUGCUCAUAGCCAAAGUUCACGUCCUUCCAAUUCAAGAACAUCCAUUACAAAUAGUCAGGAUUUAAUAUAUAAGAGUACUUGCGAGGAUGGGGUUGAGACAGUGUCCUGACCGUGAUUAAGAGCAGUGAAGUUCGGAAUCACCUGAUGGCAAACAGAACAAAAGGCCAGAAAGCUGCUUACAGAGUUACAGUUAAAGAAAAUGAAGAACUGUGUUUAUAUUUUUUUUUUUGAAAAAAAAAACAGUUCUAGUAGGAAAGUGAUAUCACAGAAAAACCCUAUACUCCCACAAAGAAAAUGUAAAUUCUCAGGCUUAUUUUGCUAAUUGAUUAACACUGCUCUUUAGUGGUUGUAUUAGAAAAGUUUUGCCUGCUUGGUACUUUGUUCA
Rosa rugosa (rugosa rose) is the source of this 2713-nucleotide messenger RNA. Its product is annotated as U-box domain-containing protein 52. The coding region runs from base 212 to 2437 and encodes 741 amino acids. Gene Ontology annotation, molecular function: protein kinase activity; ATP binding. Gene Ontology annotation, biological process: protein phosphorylation. NCBI's taxonomy places the organism in Eukaryota, Viridiplantae, Streptophyta, Magnoliopsida, Rosales, Rosaceae. The record is from RefSeq and is a predicted model, not a curated record. The transcript has 8 exons.